This is a messenger RNA of Misgurnus anguillicaudatus (oriental weatherfish), 3562 nucleotides long. RefSeq names its product arf-GAP with coiled-coil, ANK repeat and PH domain-containing protein 2. Gene Ontology annotation, cellular component: cytoplasm. NCBI's taxonomy places the organism in Eukaryota, Metazoa, Chordata, Actinopteri, Cypriniformes, Cobitidae. The record is from RefSeq and is a predicted model, not a curated record. Gene Ontology annotation, molecular function: GTPase activator activity; protein binding.
CGCUAUCGCUUGACUGUGAGCACCGGAAAAACGGCUCGUAGCAAUGUGAAGAAACACCUACGCAGCUGUCAACACAAUUUUUAGUCCAGACUGACGCAGCUUUAGUAUUUUAAUGCAAUGACUGAAUGACAUGCAUCUGUGUCACUGCAUGCUGCACGAGUGAUGCGUUUCGCCGCAUGUUUUGUGUUUAUUUUAACGGAAAUAUGGGAAUAUGAGACGGGAAUAUGAGAUAACGGUUCACACCGAUGCAUCUAGGUGUGUUUUUGCAUCAGGCCACAUUCAUUAUUUAUUCAUGUCAGCUCUGAAAGUCUUGUAGUUCAUGACAACGAGUUUGUAAAUAAUAGGUUUUAAGGAUAAAGUAUGAGCAUGAAUACUUUUCUGGACUUUGAGGACUGCAUCAGAGACUCACCUGCAUUCAGGCAGUCUCUGGAUCGGUGUGAGAGUGAUGUUGCAGAACUAGAGAGUCGUGUGGAGAAGGUGAUGAAGUUGUGCAGUCAGAUGGUGGAGGCAGGACAGAGCUACAACUCCUGUAAUCAACAUUUCCUCUCGGCAUUGGCUGAAUUCACAACGUAUCAUAAGAACGACAACGUUAUUCUGAACUGUUUGCGUCAGUUUAACCAAGGCCUACAGGAAAUGAUUCAGUUUCAGACGAUGCUGUUUGAUCAAACCCAGAGAGCCAUUACACAGCAGCUCACAAAUCUGCUCUCACAAUUUCUACCGCAGAUUCGCGACACACGCCGUGAGUUUGUCCGGAUCGGGGACGAUCUCGAGGCCGCGGUUGUGAAAAACGCUCAGGUUAGCAGACACAAACCCGCAGACGCUGAGCGAGCGACUCACCUGCUGCUCGCAACCAGAAAAUGUUACCAACACUUUGCCCUGGAUUACUGCCUACAGCUAAAUAACUUUAAAGUCCAACAGAAGCUGGAUGUUCUCAACUCGGUCUUCUCUUAUUUUCACGCUCAGUACACGUUUUUCCACCAGGGAUUUGACCUGCUGAAGGAUCUCGAGCCGACCAUGAAGACUAUGGCCUCACAGCUUUCUCAGCUGUCGACCGACUGCACUUCCAAGAGGAAAGAUCUGGAAAACACACACCUGCUCGUUCAACAGAGGGAUGCGUCUGGAGAGGCGGUUAUUGUGUGUAAUCCGUCCGAUGGAGGAACAAUUCAAGGUUACCUGUUCAAACGCUCACGCAAGAAAAACAAGACCUGGAAAAGAUGUUGGUUUUCUACAGAAAAUAAUCAGUUAAUCUACUCAAAAUCACACAAGGAGCAGCCUGUGGUUCUGUUUGAUGACCUUCGUCUGUGUGCGGUGAAAUCUCAGGAUGCCAUUGAUCGGCGUUUCUGCUUUGAACUGCUGUCAGUGCAAAAGUGUUGUGCACUACAGGCAGAUACUGAGGAGCUGAAGCUGGCGUGGAUAAACGCUGUAAAGGGUUGUAUAGGCAUGGCGUACCGCCAUCAAGUAACGAAUCAAAACACUCAGGUGAAGGAAAACUCCACCCCUGUCCCAAUUCCAAAUCCACCCUCUCACCCCCCUGCUCUGCGCGUGGCACUACAAGGAAAAGGUAACCAGCGCUGCUGUGACUGCGGGGAGGCGGAGCCUCGCUGGGCCAGCGUUAAUCUGGGCAUCACCAUGUGUAUCGAGUGCUCGGGCAUCCACAGGAGUCUUGGGGUUCAUCUGUCCAAAGUUCGAUCUCUGACGCUCGAUUCAUGGGAGCCAGAACAGCUUAAGCUGCAAUGCAUUCUGGGUAAUGAUGUCAUUAAUAGCAUUUAUGAGUGUAACCCAGCAGAUGGACUACAUAAGCCAAGGCCUGACAGUUCACGGCAGGAUAAGGAGCAGUGGAUCAGAUUAAAGUAUGUGGAGAAGAGAUUUGUGAAACGUCAAUUUGAUCUUUCUGAUGCUGAAACAGCAAAGCUACGGGCCGGAGAGAGGCUGUACCAGGCGUCGCUAAGUGGGGAUCUUAUUGCUAUGGCAACAGCACUGGCCGAGGGUGCGGAAGUGAACUGGAGUAACCCGGAGCAAGAGGGACGAACAGCUCUGAUUGGUUCAGCCAUCGGGGGAUCUCUUCUGGCGUGUGAGUUUUUGUUGCAGAACGGCGCAAAUGUGAACCUCAGAGAUCAGCACGGACAGGGCGCGUUACACGCCGCUGCGACCAGUGGACACACGGGACAGGUGUGCCUGCUGCUCAAGCGAGGAGCCAAUCAGUAUGCAGCUGACGAAAAGGGAAAUGAUCCGCUCAGUAUCGCUAUAGAAACGGCACACGCUGACAUUGUCACAUUGUUAAGAAUGGCUCGUAUGAAUGAGGAAAUGAGAGAUUCAGAGGGAUUCUUCGGUUCUGUGGGAGAUGAUGAAACAUUCCAGGAUAUUUUCCGUGACUUCAGUAACAUGGCGUCACAUGACCCUGAGAAACUCUCUCGCCGUCAGUUCAUGCGCGGCACUGAGGACGAAGAGUUAAAUGAGCAAAGAGAUGAAGGAUAGGAGAACUAGUUAAAGAGCAUCACAGGUCAUAUGUCCGCUGAGGUCAGAGGUCAUGCUGCUGCCCUGUGUAUCGUGGGAGAAAUGCAGGGAUAAAAAGGGAAACUUUAAUGUUACAAUUAUUUAUAUCUUAAAGAGAAGCUGGAUUUAACCACUGAGUGUGUUAACAGUACACGUAAUGAACACUCAGUAUUGACAGUUAUUUGAAUGAGUGUUAUCUGGUCCAGAUCAUUACAAACAUGUUUAUUUUAAACUGUACUAAAUGCUUUUUCACAUUUUAUGAAUUGAUUUUAUAUCGCACUGCAGUAAAAUCUCAGUUCUUACUUCAGUAAUACACUGAACCUUUGCUGUCACACUGUUAAACAUUUAUGAAUAUUGUAUAUAUUACACUACGAGUCAGAGGUUUGGGCACCCUUAAGUUUGGUUUUUUAUGGUCCUAAGGACUUUUGACAUUAAUGUCUGUACAACGCUAAAGUCUAAAUGUGAAAUAUAUGGAUUGAUCAAGUGAAGGUGAAGCAGACAGCGAGUGUCCAGCAUACAUGUAAAACAUCCCAGGUUUGAGUUUAUGAAGUUGGUUAAGUAGUGAAUACUUAGAAAAGCAGAGCUGGUGCCUGUUAAGACACAUGUUCGCUACUCUAAACAAGCUCUUAUAUACAUUUUUGUUUGUUUUUUGUAUGACACAGUCUGUGAAAUUCAGGUUAAAGUCUCAUAAUCUACAUUAGGAGCAUCAAAAUUUCAAUCAUUAAUUCUGCAUUUAUUUUAAUCUUUGACAUGAUCUUACUCAGUCAAUAUUAAAGAUAUCAAGGUUAUAUUUUCACAUAAUGUUUUUUAAAUUAUCUAGGGUGAUUUUAUGUAGAAAACAGUAAAUCAUGAGACAUGACUGAGUCACAUUUAAAUGCAUUUUAAGUUUGGUAACUUUAUGAUUGCUUUAAUAGGUGAAUAAAAGUGACUAGGAGGGCUCAAACUCUUGACUGGUAGUGUAUAUACAUACUAAAUUAAAUUUAAAUGCUACCCAACGUCUUAAUAUCAGUUGUAAUGUCUUAAAAAGUUGUGUCUUAAGCUAAUAAAUAAAAUACAAGCUAUUAAACUA